UGUGGUGUCUGCUGGUGCCAGGAGAUUCAAGGUGAGGUGGCCAGGUGGAGAGGUCCGGAGUAGCGGAAAGUUGAUGGGACCCGGCCAUCGAGGAUCCGCCCGCCUGCGAGAGCUCCAGCCAGGAUGAUCGAGGUUGUUUGCAACGACCGUCUGGGGAAGAAGGUCCGCGUUAAAUGCAAUACUGAUGACACCAUCGGAGACCUUAAGAAGCUGAUUGCAGCCCAAACUGGCACCCGUUGGAACAAGAUCGUAUUGAAGAAGUGGUACACGAUUUUUAAGGACCACGUAUCUCUGGGGGACUAUGAAAUCCACGAUGGGAUGAACCUGGAGCUUUAUUACCAAUAGGGCAGAAUUCCUCCUCCUUGUCCUUCCCUCUUCCCCCACCCUCACCCCCCACACUAAUAUGGAUGCUUGUGUUUGAAAACUCAUGUUAAUAAAAACUUAGAGGCUGCUU
Molecule: messenger RNA, 454 nt
Organism: Lipotes vexillifer (Yangtze River dolphin)
Lineage: Eukaryota; Metazoa; Chordata; Mammalia; Artiodactyla; Lipotidae
Gene: UBL5
Product: ubiquitin like 5
Exons: 5
Coding region: 124-345 (73 amino acids)
Biological process (GO): protein modification process
Molecular function (GO): protein binding
Source: RefSeq, a predicted model, not a curated record